CCUUGAGAGACGGGCCGGGGAGACUAAAUUCAAACGGGUUGACCCGUUAUUAUUCGAGUUUUCAUCUCUUUGACCCGACAAGUUCAAUUACUUUCCUUCCACUCAGAGUACAACGUUCUGAAGAGAGCUUUGGCGCGGGCGAAAAUGGAGGAUUUGCAGGAAGCUCUUCGGGAGGGGGGUUUAACAGUCUCUGCACUUCCAGCCAAAGGCCGUUCUCUCUUCACCGCUAAAGAUUUCUAUCCGGGAGAAGUGAUAAUCAGACAAGAGCCUUACGUGUUCGUCCCGAACAACUCUGCUUCAGAAAGAAGAUGCGAAGGUUGUUUUUCUUCGAGCAACCUUAAGAAGUGCUCUGCCUGUCGUGUUGUUUGGUACUGCGGGUGCUCCUGUCAGAAGUCACAGUGGAAGGUCCAUCAGCUAGAAUGCCGGGCUCUUGCUAGACUUGAUGAAGAUAAGCGGAAAGCUGUCACUCCUACCAUCCGUUUGAUGUUGAAGCUCUACAUCAGGAGAAAGCUGCAGGAUGAGAAGAUAACUGCGGCAGACAAUUACAGAUUGGUGGAGGCAUUGGUUGCUCACAUGUCUGAUAUUGAUGAGAAGCAGCUAGUGCUCUAUGCACAAAUGGCAAAUCUUGUCAACUUGAUACUUCAGUGGCCUGAGAUCAAUAUCAAAGAGAUUGCAGAGAACUUUUCGAAGUUCUCUUGCAAUGCGCAUACAAUUUGUGAUAGUGAACUCAGACCUCUCGGAACAGGACUAUAUCCAGUCAUUUCUAUUAUCAACCACAGUUGCUUGCCAAAUGCUGUUCUGGUAUUUGAGGGAACUGCAGCUGUGGUCCGUACUGUGCAACGCAUAUCCGGAGGCUCUGAGGUAUCAAUCAGCUAUAUAGAAACUGCUAGAAGCACCAUGACUAGACUGAAGGCUCUCAAAGAGCAAUACUUUUUCACUUGCUCAUGUCCACGCUGCGACAGAGUGGGUCAACCUGCUGAUAUCCAAGAAAGUGCAGUUUUGGAAGGUUACCGAUGCAAGGAUGAUAAUUGCACUGGCUUCUUGCUCCGUGAUUCAGACGACAGAGGAUUUCGCUGCCAACAGUGUGGACUUCUCAGGGAGAAAGAAGAAUUGAAAGAGAUUACAAAUGAAAUUCGGACCAUGUCAGAGAAGGCUGUUGCAGCUACAUCAUCUGCCAAACUUGAAGAAGCUAUUUCCAUUUAUAAGAUGAUUGAGAAACUUCAAGGGGAACUCUACCAUCCAUAUUCAAUCUUCUUGCUGCAACCUCGAGAAAAGCUAUUAAAGAUGUUGAUGGAGGUGGAAGACUGGAAGGAGGCCCUAGCUUAUUGCAGAAUAACAAUUCCAAUUUAUGAGAGAAUAUAUCCUACCAUCCAUCCUCUGCUCGGCCUGCAAUACUACACUUGCGGAAAACUUGAAUGGCUACUUGGGGACUCUGAUGUUGCCUUGAAAUCACUAGGCAAGGCAGUUGAUAUCUUGCGGGUGACCCAUGGGACGAGCACGCCCUUCAUGAAAGAACUUAUGAUGAGAUUGGAAGAAGCUCGGGCUGAAGCUUCUUACAAGAUCAGGCCUAUCGAUGAAUAGCAAAAUUUUAUUCUCAAAAACAGAUUCUGUAGAAGUAAUGUUGAAUGUUGAUUACUAGCCUCUGAAUGAAAAGGCAACCAUUUACAAUGUGA
Punica granatum (pomegranate) is the source of this 1673-nucleotide messenger RNA. Lineage: Eukaryota; Viridiplantae; Streptophyta; Magnoliopsida; Myrtales; Lythraceae. The record is from RefSeq and is a predicted model, not a curated record.